CACAGGUUUCUGCCCAAGAGAGAUGGUGGCUGAACAGUUGGGAGCCUACAGUGGGUCCCUUUGGUGGACAACUGAGGGGAAAUAAAGGUGCACUUACCCUGAAACUAUGACAGCUGUCAGAUCAUACGGGGAGCAUAUCCCAUGCAUCAUACUUGGAGCUCAAAAAUCUGUCCUUGUACACAGACUUAAAUGCUGGCUCAGUGACAGCCAGUAGGCAAGCUGGAGCUGUCAUAUGUUAGCUUCAAGAAACUCCUGAAAGCAGCUAUAUGAUAUUCUAAUGUAAAUUAGAAUUCAUGUCCAGUCUGAUGUUUGGUGUGGAAAAAACAGUUUGGAAGUCUUUGUAUAUACAUCUCAGAGAUCACUGCAGAGUUUAGCAUGAUUGGCAGCCCUUGCUCAAAGACUGACGGACGGAUGGUUGUUUUAGGUCACUAGUGGAGUAAGGUUUGCCAAUGCACUAUCUGAGAAGCUUAAAUAAAUCUUGCCCUCAGUGACUACUGGUUUGGUGAGCAUGGUUUGGCCUUCAUUUUUGAGUGCUAAUGUUCUGUCAACUUUUUUGAAAGGAGACAUCAGACUUCCUUAGUCAUUAUCUGCAAGUAUGACCCCAUCUCAAGUUACCUUUGAAGUAAGAGGAACAGCAGAACCAGGAGAGGUUUUUGCAAUAUGUGGGAGUUGCAGCGCUUUGGGAAACUGGAAUCCUAAAACUGCGGUGGUUCUUCAGGCUGAUGAUGCUGAUGGUAUGUUAUGGAAAACUACUGUUGAACUUACUAGAGGAGUUGCUGUUCAGUAUCGAUAUUUUAAAGGGUGCUUCUUAGGACCCAAGACUAUCGAUGGUCCCUGCCAAGUCAUAGUUCACAAGUGGGAGACUCAUCUACAACCACGAUCAAUAACCCCUUUAGAAAAUGACAUCUCUGUUGAUGAUGGACAGUUUGGAAUCCAUAACGGUGUUCAAACUCUGGAUUCUGGGUGGCUGUCCUGUCAGACUGAAAUAAGAUUACGUCUACAUUAUUCUGAAAAACCACCUGUCUCAAUAUCCAAGAAGAAAUUUAAAAAAUCUAGGUUUAGGGUGAAGCUGACUCUGGAAGGCUUGGAGGAAGAUGAUGAUGAUGACAACCAAGAUAAAACUGUUACUCAGAAAAUGUCAAACACUCUGGAGAUCUCCUUAAUAAGCGAUACUGAGUACAAAUCUCGGCACUCUCAGCCAGAAUGUGGUUAUGGUUUGCAGCCUGAUCGAUGGACAGAAUACAGUAUACAGACAAUGGAACCAGAUAACUUGGAAUUAAUCUUCGACUUUUUUGAAGAAGAUCUAAGCGAAAGAGUAUUACAAGGAGAUGAACUUCCAGGCCAUGUGGGUUCUGCAUGCCUCUUAUCCUCCACGAUUGCAGAACUGGGAAAGAGUGCUGGAAUUCUCACACUUCCUAUUAUGAGUAGAAUUUCAAGAAAAACCAUUGGAAAAGUAAGAGUGGACUACAUAAUUAUAAAGCCGAUCUCAGGAUACAGUUGUGAUAUGAUAGCUUCAUAUGCUAAAUACUGGAAACCAAGAACAACACUAGAUGUUGGACAUAGGGGCGCAGGAAACUCUACAACAACUACCAAACUCGCUAAAGUGCAGGAGAACACUGUUGCUUCUCUGCGGAAUGCUGCUAGCCAUGGAGCAGCAUUUGUGGAAUUUGAUGUACAUCUUUCUAAGGAUCAUGUGCCUGUUGUGUAUCACGAUCUCACUUGUUGUAUGGCUAUGAAAAAGAAAUUCGAUGCUGAGCCAUUGGAAUUGUUUGAGAUCCCAGUAAAAGAACUUUCAUAUGACCAACUGCAAUUAUUAAAGCUGGCUCAUGUGACUGCAUUGAAAUUAAAAGAUCACAAUGCAUCUCUUAAAGGGGAGGAAAGCCCUGUUUCUGAGAAUCAACCAUUUCCAUCUCUCCAGACGGUUCUGGAAUCCCUUCCUGAAGAUGUUGGGUUUAACAUAGAAAUAAAAUGGAUCUGCCAACAAAGAGAUGGGAAAUGGGAUGGCAACUUGUCAACCUAUUUUGAUAUGAACCUCUUCUUAGAUAUCAUUCUAAAAACUACUCUAGAAAAUGCUGGAAGAAGGAGAAUUGUAUUUUCUUCAUUUGAUGCGGACAUUUGCACAAUGGUUCGGCAAAAGCAAAAUAAGUAUCCUGUGUUGUUUCUCACACAAGGAAAAUCUGAUAUUUAUCCAGAACUUAUGGAUCUCAGGUCUCGUACAACUCCUAUUGCCAUGAGCUUUGCCCAGUUUGAAAACUUGCUGGGAAUUAAUGUGCACACUGAAGACCUGCUUAGGAAUCCAUCAUAUAUUCAGGAGGCCAAAUCUAAAGGUUUAGUUAUUUUCUGUUGGGGUGAUGAUACAAAUGACCCAGAUAACAGGAAGAAGUUGAGAGAAUAUGGCAUUAAUGGGCUAAUAUAUGACAGGAUAUAUGACUGGAUGCCUGAACAACCAAAUAUAUUCCAGGUAGAGCAGCUGGAACGUCUAAAGAGAGAAUUACCAGAGCUGAAAUUCUGUGCAUGUCCCACUGUUAGCCACUUCAGUACCCUAUCUCUGUGUAAAUGUCAUAAUAGCCAUAUGGAAAUGAAUGGCAUAGAUAAUUUACCAAAUGCUUAAGUGUCAUAGGCUGACUCCAGGCAGGAUUCUGCUUUCUGUAUUUAAUUUUCACCAUUGGAGCAGUGCCAUCUAUGCCCUCAUUUUUUUGAGCAAUAACUAUGUUCCUAUUCCAUGACAGUACUUGCUAGAAUUUAAAAUUCUGUUAAUGUUAAGCCAGUUAUAAUUAUUAUUCCAGUUUUACAUCUAGUUUUUAAAUCCUCACAAUUGACAAGUUCAAAAUCUUAAAAUAGAAAUCAAGUACUGUAACAGUGUGCAAACAUGUCUUAUAAAAUGAGCAAUCUGAGGUGUGGUAGUUUCAAAGAUGAAAUUCUAGAGGUUACUGUGAUAUGAUAUUGAAACUGCUGAUGUAUCAUUUUGUCAUAAAUUUGAUUCCAGUACUAAUCUGACAUCAGAUUAGGAGAGUGAUUGUAAUGUAUACAUAAUUAGAUCUGGCCUGAAUAAAUUAGUACCUCAUAUGCAUGUAUUUGCACUGAUGCAUCCAAUUGUACAAAACCUUUGUGCCAUCUUAAAGUGGUGUGUGUGUAUAUACAGUGUGUGUAUAUAUAUAUAUAUAUUUUUAAGUAAACUGCAGUGCACAUGAACUGAUUUUUCUCGCUCUGUUAGAACCUUUAGGUUGCUGCCAUUUUUUGUUCUUUACCAGCCAAAUGAAUGGCAUAAAGUUUGUAUGUGGCAGUUAAGGGCGAACCACAAGUACAGCUUUUAAUUAAUCCCGCACAAACCUGCCAAACCUCAAAACGUUGCAGAUUUUUCAUUGGUUAAGAACUUUAUUAUUGCACAAUAAUCUUAAAAGAGUAAAUUUGUAUAAUGCACAAAUUCUAGAAAAUGCAUGCUUCAGGUAUUUUAAGCAUGAAAUUAUAGGUGUUUGCAAUGGUCCGUGCAUCCUUGAGAUGCUAGUUGAGUGUGAGGGUAUCAAGGAUGAACUAAAACACUUAAUAUUUGUUGCCUAAAACCAUGAGCCUAUAUAUAGGUAUAUUCAAAUAAGGUUUACACCAUCUACAGUUCAUCUUACUACAUGUUACAGACCACUAACUCUUGUAUUCUGCAACAAUCGUGAUUUUUUGCUUUGAAAAUUGAUUUCUCAGAUAAUCCUUAUCCUCUAUUGGCUGAUGUCUGUCCUCUGUAAUUUAUUCCAAAGUUAUAGUUUAGAAAAUCCUGUUAGAUAUGUAUGCAUGUUCUUCAAUUUGUACCUCUUAAGAUACUGUCAUGACAACACAACAGCUAUAACUUUUUACUGAAGUGUUCAUGUAUAAUAAAAAAAAACCCAAAUAUUUAUUUUUCCCUUGUUGUAAAUUGACAAUGAAAUUGAUAGCUUGUAUUAUACUCUUUAAAUGCUGUCAUUGUUGCAUAGAAUUGAUUACAUGAGCAAUUGCAAAUGCGUUUGGGCCUGCACCACUGAAUAGUUUGAGGCAAGAAGUUUCUUUCAGCUUGCCUUGCAUAUCUAGUUAUUUAAAUUUCUUUUGUCCUCCACAAACAGCACAGUACUUGGAAAUUGUCUUUAUUUAAAAAAAUAAAAUAAAUCUGAAUUUAAAAA
Chelonia mydas (Green sea turtle) is the source of this 4142-nucleotide messenger RNA. RefSeq names its product glycerophosphocholine phosphodiesterase 1 (gene GPCPD1). The record is from RefSeq and is a predicted model, not a curated record. Gene Ontology annotation, molecular function: glycerophosphocholine phosphodiesterase activity; starch binding. The transcript has 20 exons. Gene Ontology annotation, biological process: glycerophospholipid catabolic process. NCBI's taxonomy places the organism in Eukaryota, Metazoa, Chordata, Testudines, Cheloniidae. The coding region runs from base 596 to 2611 and encodes 671 amino acids.